CCUUGCCCAGUGCUGCCCUUGCCACUAGCAAGUGUCAGUGUGGUGUCAGUGUGAGUUUGUUUGGCGUUAUUAAUCGUUUAUUUGUGCAAUAGUUUAGCAAAAACAGUCAGGAUGGGCAAAGGCUUCAACAACUACAUGUGUAAGAAGUUCUUCCACCCCGCUUCGCGGGACAACCUGAAGCGGGUGUGGAUGGCGGAGCAGAAGGCCGAGGCCUACAAGAAGAAGCAGGAGGAGCUGCGCCAGCAGUACGAGAAGGAGCAGGACUUGCACGACAAUAAGGCGAUGCUGAGCAAGGAGAGCAAAGACAAGUUGAGCAUCAACUUCAUGUACGAGCCCCCGCCCGGGGCGCGCAAGGAGCGCGAGCGCGAGGACAACGAGCCGGAGUACAAGUUCGAGUGGCAGCGUAAAUACAACGCCCCCCGUGAGAGCUACUGUAAGGGCGAUCAAGAGAUUAGGGACCAGCCGUUCGGGAUACAAGUGCGGAACGUCAGGUGCAUCAAGUGCCACAAAUGGGGGCACAUUAACACGGAUAAGGAGUGCCCCAUGUACAGUUUGUCGACCAGUGUGGCCAGGUCGCUCGAGUCGGCCUCGAUUUUGGACCAGAAGUCGUUGGUUGAGCAAAUGAGGGAGGAUGGGCUUGCGAUUAAAAAGCAGUAUUUGAGCAAUACGGGGACUGCUAAUUAUGAUUUGAUUAUUAACGAGGAUGCUGAUGAGAAUUCGGUUGUGACUUUUAUUAAGUCGUUGACGAAGAAGCAGAAGAAGGCGUUGUUGAAGAAGUUGGAGAAGAUUGAAAAGGGGGGGAGAGAUAAGAAGAACAAGAAACGAAGGGAUUCAGAUGAGGCUUCCUCAGAUGAAGACAGGAAGAAAGCAGGGAAGAGGAAGUUCAGGAGGAGGAAUCAGAGUACGAGCUCUGAGGAGGAAUCGGAAGAUGAUAAGAAGAAACACAAGAAGAAGGAAAAGUCGUCAGAGUUUAAACUAAUGUCCAAAGAGGAGAAAAAGGCAUUGAUUAAGAAACUGGAAAUUGUGGAGAAAGCAAUCAGUAAAAGGAACGAAAAGAAUGGGCGAAGAAGUUCCGAUGAGGACAGGUCAAGGAGGGACAAAAAGCACUCACGGCAUAACAAUGAUGACUACAGACGGGACAGGAAGCGAAAAUCUGAUGAUUCCUAUUAUGAAAAUAGCAAAAGAAGACGCUCUUAAGUUUUUGUUGUACAUUUCUUAGAAUUGUUGUGAUUAUAGGGAUUAUCAUGAUACUUGUAAUAAUUUAGAAAACGUAAUAUAUUUUUAAACGUA
This is a messenger RNA of Tribolium castaneum (red flour beetle), 1290 nucleotides long. RefSeq lists its product as uncharacterized. The transcript is spliced from 2 exons. Gene Ontology annotation, molecular function: transcription corepressor activity. The coding region runs from base 112 to 1197 and encodes 361 amino acids. NCBI's taxonomy places the organism in Eukaryota, Metazoa, Arthropoda, Insecta, Coleoptera, Tenebrionidae. The record is from RefSeq and is a predicted model, not a curated record. Gene Ontology annotation, cellular component: nucleus. Gene Ontology annotation, biological process: negative regulation of DNA-templated transcription.